Messenger RNA from Manis pentadactyla (Chinese pangolin), 4816 nucleotides. Its product is annotated as nuclear envelope pore membrane protein POM 121C-like. Gene Ontology annotation, cellular component: nuclear pore. The record is from RefSeq and is a predicted model, not a curated record. Lineage: Eukaryota; Metazoa; Chordata; Mammalia; Pholidota; Manidae. The transcript has 12 exons. Bases 262 to 3888 code for a protein of 1208 amino acids. Gene Ontology annotation, molecular function: structural constituent of nuclear pore. Gene Ontology annotation, biological process: RNA export from nucleus; protein import into nucleus.
GCAAUUACGAAAAGUGACUUAUAAUCUCUUCUCGGGAGCUUAGUCCCCUAGAAAAUACCUUGGCCUAAGGCGAUACGUGAGUAGUCGCUUUCUUGAGUUUUAUUUUUACUGCGAUUCUUCCACAGGUUCACUUCUGGAAGGUUGCUGUGCAGCUGGACACGCGUCUGAGUCGCGCGCACAGUGACGCAGCCGGCGCACGGUGACGCGAGCGGCGAGGUGCACGCUGGGAUAUUUAACUCCUCUCCGCGGCGCGGAGCCGCGAUGUCUCCGGCGGCUGCGGCGGCUGGCGGAGGGGACCGGCGGCGCCCGGCAGCUAGUGUCAGGAAAGGCCAGGGCCAGGGCAGGGGCUGGGGCGCGCCGGCAGGGGCGGCCCUCCUCGGCCUGUCGGUGCUGGGCCUCGUGCUGUAUCUGGUGCCCGCGGCGGCCGCGCUGGCCUGGCUGGCAGUGGGGGCUACCGCGGCCUGGUGGGGAUUGAGCCGCGAGCCCCGAGAUUCGCGCGCCUUCUCCUCGCUCGUUCGGAACGCGCGCCGCCAGCGAACACUGCUUGCCUCGCCUCCGGCCAAGGCGGUGGUAAACGGCAGCCUUGUAGAGCCGCGGACACUGCUCCAAGGACCCGACCCCGCCGAACUGCUCCUCGUGGGUAGUUAUCUGGGCAAGCCUGUCCAACGGCCACCUUCAAGCCCCGCACGACCCCCACCGCCGGCUCACUCGGCCCAUCGCGAUCCCAUUCACCCCUCAGUCCACACACCUUUUAUCCGAACCUGUAGGAGGCCUUCCCGCUGGGACUGUGGGACUUCACCACACCGGUUUGUCAUAACACCUCGAAGACGAUACCCAAUCCAGCAGGCCCAGUAUUCCCGUGUGGGGGUGCUGCCCACGGUGUGCUGGAAUGGGGGUCACAAGAAGCCCGUGCCGUUUCCUUGUAAUUCCAGAAUGGUGUGCAGGCCUUCGACAGUGAGGAUUGCUCCUCCAGAUAGCAAACUGACUUGUUCUCCAAUAGCAGCGCAGACCACCAGCUCAACACUGCCCUCACCCUCAAGUAAUGCCCCAGACCCAUGUGCAAAGGAGACUGUUUUGAAUGCACUCAAACAGAAGAAGAAAAGGACAGUGGUGGAGGAGGAAGACCAAAUAUCAGCUGAUGGUCAGGAAAAUAAAAGAAGGCGCCAUGACAGCAGUGGGAGUGGACAUUCAGCAUUUGAGCCCGUGGUGGCCAAUGGAGUCCCUACUGCUUUUGUGCCUAAGCCUGGGUCCCUGAAGAGAGGCCUCAAUUCCCAGAGCUCAGACAGCCACUUGAAUAAGAGAUCCCGCACCUCUUCUGUGAGCUCCUCAACAAGCACAUACACAUGUGGCAUCCCUAUGUCCAGCCGCAAUGCCAUUACCAGUUCCUACAGUUCCACUGGAGGGAUUGCUCAGCUCUGGAAGAGGAGGGGUCCCAGUGCCUCACCCUUCUCCAGCCCUGCCUCGUCUCGCUCGCAGACACCAGAGAGGCCAGCAAAGAAAAUAAGAGAAGAGGAGCUUUCUCAUCAUUCUGGCUCUUCAGCUCCAUUGGUAACAGACAAGGAGUCCCAGGGAGAAAAGGUUGCAGAUACAACCACAUGUAAGAAGCAGAACUCCUGGGAUUCUCCAUCUACACCCAGGAGCUCCGGGCUACGCAGACGGAAGGUUCAACUGCUGCCCUCCAGGCGAGGGGACCCACUGAUCUUGCCUCCACCUCCCGUGCUUGGUUAUUCAAUCACUGCUGAAGAUCUAGACUUGGAGAAGAAAGCAUCAUUACAAUGGCUUAAAAAGGUCUUCGAGGAUAAGACUGAAAUUGCCUCGAGCACUGUCACUGAGAACCCACCUGCCACUCCACCGGCUUCUACCCUCACCCUGCCUGCUGCUGGGACCUCUGCUUCCUCAGCCUCCCUCCCAGCCCCAAGUGCUAACCCACUGCUGGAGAGCUUGAAGAAGAUGCCGAACUUCCUGGGCCUACCAUCUUUCCCAGAAGCUGCUGGAGAGGCAACCACUGCGGCCUGUUCGCCCCUGAAGACACCUGGCCUUCUGGGCCCUCUAGGCUCUUCACAGCCAGAGCCCCUCCCAGGCCCCUCCUCAGACUCCAGAUCCACAGCCACUUUCUCGGGGCUGACCCCUGCCUCUCCCACAAUACCAGCCAUUGACGCCACCAAGUCACCUCCAGCCCCUCAGGCUGAGACAUCUUCCAAGCCUCAGUCCCCACCUGCCCCAGGCCCCACCCUGCAGCCCAAUGUUCUGUUUGGAACGCUGAGCAGCCCACCUGCUAACCCUUCUGCCUCAGCAGCUCCUGCUGUGUCUUCAGCACCUGCCAUGUUCAAGCCAAUCUUUGCAGCUCCACCAAAAAGUGGGAAUGAGGGCCCUGUGCCAUCCAGCCCUUCCCAUGUCACAAUGGUGGCAUCUUCCAGCUCUGCCCCCACCCCAACUACCAGCAGCCUCCCCCUCACUUUCAGUCCUGUCUUUAGCAGUAUAGGGCUACCUACACCUGUGCGCUUGUCAACUCCCUUCUCUUUCACUCAGACAACUACUCCAGCCACUAGCACGAGUGCCCCUCUGUUACCUGCCCAGGCCAGUGUCAGUGUCCCCUCAGCAGUGGCUGCAGUGGCUUCUGGGACCACCGCCAGCACAGCCACAGACUCUGUCCGGAAGCCUGUCUUUGCCUUUGGUGUGAGCAGUGUGACCAGCACUGCGACCAGCAUGACCAGCACCACUGCAUCCACUGCCCAGCCUGUCCUCUUUGCAUCCCCCCCUGACUCUGGUGCCAGCUUUACCCCAGCCAUGGGCUCCAUAUUCCAAUUUGGCAAGCUGACUGCCACGCCUGCUCCAACAACAGCCAUCACCUUUGGCCAGUCAGUGCCCAGCGCCGUCCAGACAGCUGCUGGCAGCAGCACCGCCGGCUUUGGUGGCACCCUCACAACCUCUGCCCCCAACGCCCUGAGCCACCCUGCACCGACAUUCAACAGCACUAGCACCCCAGCCUUCAACAUUCCCUUUGGUUCCGGCACCAAGCCCCACAUCCCAUCGUAUCCUGGAGCCAUCCUGCAACCCACGUUUGGAGCUGCUGACGGGCAGGAGACGAGGGCUGCCAAGCCAGCCUUGGCCCCCAGCUUCGGCAGCUCGUUUCCUUUUGGAACCUCAGCAGCCCCAGCCCCACCUGCAGCUCCAGCACCGAUACCACCCCAGCCAGCCUUUGGCAGCCCUGUGCAGUCAGGUUUUGGUGGGUUGAAACCUACACCUUCUGCCUUUGGCAUCCCUUCCAGCACCCAGCCGGCUUUUGGCAGCACCACAGCUGUUUUCUCCUUUGGUGCAGCCACCACCUCGGGCUUUGGAGCUACAACCCAGACCACCAGCAGUGGGACUAGUAGCUCAGUGUUUGGCAGCACCACCUCAUCGCCCUUCACUUUUGGGGUGUCAGCAGGCCCCGCUGGCAGUGGGGGCUUUGGGAUGAAUGUGGCUGCUCCCCACAGCAGCUCCACUGCUGGGGUGUUCAGUUUUGGGGCAGGACAGAGUGGGACCACUGGCACUACAACCCCUUUUGGGGGAGGCUUGAGUCAGAACUCCCUGGGUGCACCUGGCCAGAGCACACCCUUUGCGAUCCACGUGGGCAGCACGCCUCAGAACAAAUCCGUGUUUGCAGGCACAUCCACACCCACCUUUGGUCAGAACACCCCUGCCCCUGGGGUGGGCGCAUCAGGCAGCAGCCUCUCCUUUGGGGCAUCCUCAACACCUGCCCAGGGCUUUGCUGGAGUUGGAACCUUUGGUAAGCUGCAAGCCUCUGUAGUCAGAAUGAUCUGCAUGUUCCUUGAAGACGGGGUGGGGGUUUUGGGGGAGUGCUGUGUAUCUUCAUCGGUCCUUGUCCCCACCGCAACAAAGAACUGAAAGGCAGAGACACAGUAGUGAAGCGGAGUAAAAGUUUUAUUUAAAGUUACUCAGAGAGAGAGCAGCACCCGGAAAGGUUGAAAAGAGAGAGUUUAAAGUGAAAAGGUUAUGCACUUACAAAGUGUGGGCAACCUCAGGGAGAGGAGUGCUCUGUAAGGUGGGGGUUCCUCCUUUUAAGGAUUCUUAAGGAAUGUGACCAAGGGCUGGCAGGUUCAGACCUGUUAGGUGGUCUUUGAAUACUUAGAAUUAACACAAGUAACUUCCUGCUCUGAUUUACCCUCGGAUCCCGGCCUUCUUGGUCUGGGAGCAUAUCAAACAAGGCUGCCUGCCCAGCCCUCAAGGUGGGCUGAGUUGUCUGUUUGCCAAGGAGCAAGUUAAGAAUCUUAUUUAACUUCCUGGGUAUUAAAAUGCAAUCUUAUUUUUAAGAUGGAAUCCUUUCUGCCUGUUACUAUGUUGUUUAUGCUGAGCUUGUUUGCCAUUAUUAAUUGCCCAGGUUGCAAACUACUUGAUUAGGGCCAAAGGAGAGAAAAAACAGCAUAUAGAUAAAGUUAAAAAAAUAAGCUGGGCCUGCAUGAUUAACACAAGAAAACCAUGGGCUCUGCUGAGGUACCCUCCUUUCUCUGGGGAAAUUAAAACAUUCCAGGCCAAGUUGCUCCUGGCUUUUUUACCUUUAACUGGGCAUUUAUUUCCCUGGCUUUAUUCUCUUUCCAUCCUACUCAUAUAUAUUUUCCUGCCUAAGAGGGUGGAGUCCCUUCCCCUUUGGGGAAAAACAGGCUCCUAAGCAUGAGAAAGAUGUGCCCUGGCUGAGAAUCUGGUUCAGCCCAGGUUUGGAGUUAGGUAGCAGAGCUCAGAGAGGAGCCAUUUCAAGUAUACUUUUCCCACAACACCGAAAAAGAAGGUAAAAAUACCUUCCUAGGCCUUUGGCAUC